UUUGCAAAAAAAUUCUUUUCACGUCGAUUAUUGGAAAGAGCUAUACUCUGCAAAAGGCCUUUGCUUCGUCCGGAAAUAUAAACAAAUAAAAAUUUUUCUUUAUUUAAUCGACAAGUUAAAAUGUCAUUAUUUGGUGAUGAAGAUGCCGUCAAUGAUUUGUUGAAUGAUGACUUGCGUAAUUAUGACGAUUUGCCUGGAGAUAAUGAAGAUGAAACACAAUUAUUUGAUACCAAAGAUGAAAAUUCGGAUGGUGUUAAAGUUGAACCAAAAAAACGCCUUGUACGUAAUCCGAGAUUACGAUUAACCGUUGAAACUUUGAGCGGUCCCAGAGGAAUACAUACUUUAGAGGAUUAUUUCGAGAAAAUUGUAUACAAAGGUAAAGGCUAUGAAAAGCAAGAUUUAGAUGAGAUAAUGAAACGUUUACAGCAUUGGGGACAUCGUAUGUACCCAACCUAUAAAUUUGAUGAUGUUCUUAGCAAAAUUGAAGUAUUGGGCAAAAAAAAACCUUUACAAGUGCAUAUGUCGCGCUACCGUUUAGGCUUAUUGGAAAGUCUGAAACAAACUGAUAAAAACGUUUCUGAAGAAGAGAAAGAAAUUGAAGAGGAGACCGACAUACCGGUUAAUGAUGUAUAUGACGAAUUCGAUGCUUUAUUAGAUGAACAAAUUGCUAUUUCUAAAAUAGCGCCCCGCACACCUCAACCAAGCAGCAGUAAAUAUACAACUGAAGGUGAUUCCUUCAGUAGUAUUAACUUCACAACACCUAGCUUUUCUAAAGACAAUGCGGCGAUGUCUACUCCUUAUACACACGGGGAUAAUUUUAAUAAUAAGGCUAAUCCUUUACCACAAACUCAAGCAACUACGGGACAAAUAAUAAAGGAACUCACAUCUGACCAAAUGGCGCGCAUUGCUGAAAAUCGUCGUUUGGCUCAAGAACGAUUAGCUAAGCGUUUGGAACAGCUCAAAGAGCAACGUGCUGGCAGUUCAUGAUUAGAAGAAAAUAAAGUAAGCUGUAGUAACAAGGCAUCUUCCAAAAGAGAAACAUAAAAAGUCUGUGAAUACAGUGCACAGUGCAUUUUCAUUUUGUCAUUAACAUUAACCUC
This is a messenger RNA of Glossina fuscipes, 1100 nucleotides long. RefSeq names its product protein TIPIN homolog. The coding region runs from base 121 to 987 and encodes 288 amino acids. The record is from RefSeq and is a predicted model, not a curated record. Gene Ontology annotation, cellular component: nucleus; replication fork protection complex. The transcript has a single exon. Gene Ontology annotation, molecular function: DNA binding. NCBI's taxonomy places the organism in Eukaryota, Metazoa, Arthropoda, Insecta, Diptera, Glossinidae. Gene Ontology annotation, biological process: DNA replication checkpoint signaling; replication fork arrest; DNA damage response.